Penicillium waksmanii is the source of this 3975-nucleotide messenger RNA. RefSeq names its product serine/threonine-protein kinase. Gene Ontology annotation, molecular function: ATP binding; protein serine/threonine kinase activity. The record is from RefSeq and is a predicted model, not a curated record. The transcript is spliced from 10 exons. Gene Ontology annotation, biological process: protein phosphorylation. Gene Ontology annotation, cellular component: cytoplasm. NCBI's taxonomy places the organism in Eukaryota, Fungi, Ascomycota, Eurotiomycetes, Eurotiales, Aspergillaceae. Bases 1 to 3975 code for a protein of 1324 amino acids.
AUGGUUUCUCGCUCCGAGGUGAGUGAGGGGCAGCGCCCCCUCACCCCAUCUAGAACCCCCGGUACGCCGAUGAAACCGCGAUUGGCACGAGUCCAGACGAGUCCGACAAAGCGAGAACAAAAGCCAAAGGAGGAUCAACCAUUGAAGUCAUCGGCCAUGGAUGUUGCGGAGCUCAAGGACUAUCAAUUGGGUGACUGCCUGGGAAGAGGCGCUUUUGGAUCAGUUUAUCGCGCCCUGAAUUGGAACACUGGCGAAACUGUUGCGGUCAAGCAAAUCAAACUGGUGGAUCUCCCUAAGAGCGAACUGCGUGUUAUAAUGCUUGAAAUUGAUCUUCUUAAAAACUUGGAUCAUCCAAACAUUGUCAAGUACCAUGGAUUUGUGAAAUCUGUAGAAACUCUAAACAUCAUCCUGGAGUAUUGUGAAAACGGAUCACUCCACUCCAUCGCUAAGAACUUUGGACGAUUCCCGGAGAAUCUUGUGGGGUUGUACAUGUCGCAAGUUCUUCAUGGAUUGCUAUACCUACACGAGCAAGGUGUCAUUCAUCGUGAUAUAAAGGGCGCCAAUAUUCUUACUACCAAGGAAGGCCUUGUCAAGCUUGCUGACUUUGGUGUGGCCAGUCGGACCACUGGUUUGAGCGAGUCCAGCGUCGUUGGCACACCAUACUGGAUGGCACCAGAGGUUAUUGAGCUCUCCGGUGCGACGACCGCCUCAGAUAUCUGGAGCUUGGGGUGUACAGUCAUUGAACUACUCGAGGGAAAGCCACCCUAUCACAGUCUGGCUCCUAUGCCGGCAUUAUUCCGCAUUGUCAAUGACGACCAUCCACCACUCCCCCAGGGUGCAUCCCCAGCCGUGAAAGAUUUCCUCAUGCAAUGCUUUCAAAAAGAUCCCAAUUUGCGAGUGUCUGCGAGGAAGUUAUUGAAACACCCGUGGAUAGUCAACGCUCGCCGCUCUGAUUCCGUUAUACCUAAGAAAUCCACAGAAUACGAAGAAGCAGUUCGAAGUGUGCAAGAGUGGAAUGAGGCUCUCCGUUCUCCGGAAGCGGGAACAUCACGGAAAAGCAACAAAUUUGACAAUACUGCCUCGCAUCCCGUCCGCAACACACCGUUGAUGGAUACAUUACCCUCUCCAACUUCCAUGAAGACAACAGAUCGCUAUAGAUCUCCCGAAUCUGCCCAAGAUGAUAAUUGGGACGAUGACUUUGCCACGGCAAUUUCUCCAAGCGCACUUCAAUUACCUCAUCUACGUCCACACGACAACUUUGGGGGUAUGCUUUCGUCUGAAAGAUUGAAGGCAUUUGCUUCACUUGACGGUACCAUGUUGAGACCAGACGACAGCUUCGACGAAUUUGAGGAGACAUCUGACUCAUUCCAAAUCGCGGAAAAUGAUCCUUUACAAACGAUUCGUCCUUUACCAGCCAGGCCUACAGCCAUCGAGCCCUCCAAACCUCAUAGUCCGACUCGACGUCAGCCUAGCAAAGCUUCGUCAUCCGCCUUUCAAAAAGUUCCCAUUCUUUCACAAAACCCCGUGCCACACAUGAGGAGAGAACGACCAGCCCAUCUCUUCAAAGAGAAUCCAGUGGAGGAUUAUACUGACUUCAUAAUGGCUAAUGAGGAUGUUGAUGGGAAGGUUGCAGCGUAUAAAGAGACGGAUGGUGACCCCGCAUCGCCUAUACGUGACAAGUCAGUCUACGAUUUCGAUGAAGAUCGGGGUGGCCAGCAGCCUCAGCUUCGAAAACAGCUCUCCGUUAAGCGCGAUCGUUCCACCAUUGAGAUCCAGAAGUUUACUGAAAACGAAGAUGAUGAGGAUUUCUCGGAUAUUCUUGGCAACGAUCAGGUCGCUCUAAAUACGUCUGAGAGCGAUGACGGGUCUGAACAGAACAGCUUGAAGUUGAACACCAAACUAUCAACCAAUUCAUGGUUGGGCGACCAAGACGACGAAGAUGAUCCCUUUGCGCAAUUGGAAGAAGGCUUCGAUGAGAUGGAUUUGGAAGCAAACAUCCAGCGUGACAAGAAUGCUCGCCUCCGCAGUCAGGUGGAGGGCUUGGUGGACUCUUUGAAGACUUCCCAGGACGAGGAUGUUCUUGCGGAAAUUUCCGAACAGCUUCUUGCUGAUUUCUUUGACCUGCCCGAUACCAAAAAUAUCAUCAUUGGCGCCCAUGGAAUGCUUCCGAUCCUGGAAAUCCUCGACACCUGUCGUCGUCGGGAUGUUAUAUUCUAUCUGUUGAGGAUUGUGAACGCUAUCAUCUACAACGAUUAUGAGGUCCAGGAGAACUUGUGCUUCGUUGGUGGAAUCCCUAUCAUCAAUGAGUUCGCGUCGAAGAAGUACCCCCGCGAGAUUCGACUUGAGGCCGCCGCCUUUGUCCAGCAGAUGUACCAAACUUCGACACUCACCCUUCAAAUGUUCGUCAGUGCCGGUGGCUUAAAUGUCCUGGUAGAAUUUUUGGAAGAUGACUAUGAAGACGAACGUGAACUGGUGCUGAUUGGCGUAAAUGGAAUCUGGAGUGUCUUUGAUCUGCAGGUAGGGAUCGACGCCGAAAAACGAUUUCUGUCGAAUUUUGUCGCGGAAUUCCAUGAAGAGGGAGACCUGGCAGAUCUUGUAGAGGCUCGCAUUGCAAGCAUCUUCUUCAUUUUCUCGCAGGCUGAGAAUCAUGUCAAGGAAAUGGUAGCGGAGCGAACGGUUUUGCACAGGGUUUUGAAAGAUCUGAAGCGAAUGUCGCCCAUGCACCAGGUCACGAUGUUGAAAUUCAUCAAGAACUUGUCUAUGCUUUCCACAACCCUCGAUGCCCUGCAGAACUCCAACGCCAUCGAUGUCCUGACCGAUCUCCUCCGAUCUGCUAUGAAACUCAGCCAACGCCACUUCCGCGAAGUUUCAAACCAAAUUCUCAACACCAUCUACAACAUGUGCCGAUUGAAUAAGUCUCGGCAAGAAGACGCCGCUCUGAAUGGCAUUGUUCCCCUGCUCCAGAGGAUCGUCCACACCAUGGGGCCUCUGAAGGAGUUUGCCCUUCCAAUUCUUUGCGAUAUGGCGCAAUCUGGAAAGGUUGGCCGCCGUGAAUUAUGGCGCAACAAGGGUCUCCCUUUCUAUAUCUCUCUACUUGAAGAUCCCUAUUGGCAGGUCACCGCUUUGGAUGCUAUCUUUACGUGGCUCCAAGAGGAGACCGCCAAGGUUGAGGAGAGUCUGCUGGAUAAUCGCCAUGAUAAAAACUCAUUCGCCGAUUCCAUUGUGGCUUGUCUGGCCGAGGCGAAAGCAAAUGCCUUUGAGAAUCUUCUUGAGCCCCUACAAAAGCUUCUUCGACUGAGCCCCCCUGUCGCCUCUACCUUAGCUCGGCCCGAUCUGUUCACACGAUUAGGGCAGAAGCUGCACCAUAAUAAAGCCGCUGUCCGACUGAACAUUCUGCGUAUCAUCUCAAGCAUCUGCGAUUCAAGCGAACAACAAGGCGAACUACUCGUCUCAUACGGAUUGCUAGACGCGAUCCGCGAGCUCGAGAACGACCCGGCCAUCCUGGUCAGAGACAUGGCAGGCAAAUUGAUCCAGUCCAGCGAAAGGAGCGAAGCCUUCGGCGUCCCCAAGCGCCGACCAACAAGUCGAAGAAAAAGCACAUCAACGACUCCGCCCAAUCCCUUUGCCGCCUCAACCCCAUCCACCCCAUCCUCAAAUCGCACCAGUCAGUCCCGAGCCUCCUACUUCGAUGGUCGCGAAACUCCCCGUCACCCUCGUAAUGCCCUAGGUGGCUCCUCGCUCGCCCUCCGACCUGGAAGUCGGGACGGCAGUGGUUCGGCCUUGAAUCCAGCCGUUAACGGCAGCGCCAUUAACCCGCGUUCCCGACUUUCGCGUGGAAUAUCUAGUAAUAACCGUCUUUCGCAACUUGAAAUGCUCCAGGAUGAGGAGAGCAAGGCUCCGAGUUCCCUUGGUCGCAGACCGUCCAUUAUUCCUAGGCGGAGGAGAACGACUGUGGCCGACUCUGAAUGGACUUGA